AUGCAAAAGGUAGGUGCUGUGAGGGGAGGCGCUGAGAUGGUGAGUGCGGUGAGGGGAGGUGCUGAGAUGGUGAGUGCUGUGAGGGGAGGCGCUGAGAUGGUGAGUGCUGUGAGGGGAGGUGCUGAGAUGGUGAGUGCUGUGAGGGGAGGUGCUGAGAUGGUGAGUGCUGUGAGGGGAGGCGCUGAGAUGGUGAGUGCUGUGAGGGGAGGUGCUGAGAUGGUGAGUGCUGUGAGGGGAGGCGCUGAGAUGGUGAGUGCUGUGAGGGGAGGUGCUGAGAUGGUGAGUGCUGUGAGGGGAGGUGCUGAGAUGGUGAGUGCGGUGAGGGGAGGUGCUGAGAUGGUGAGUGCGGUGAGGGGAGGUGCUGAGAUGGUGAGUGCUGUGAGGGGAGGUGCUGAGAUGGUGAGUGCGGUGAGGGGAGGUGCUGAGAUGGUGAGUGCGGUGAGGGGAGGUGCUGAGAUGGUGAGUGCUGUGAGGGGAGGUGCUGAGAUGGUGAGUGCUGUGAGGGGAGGCGCUGAGAUGGUGAGUGCUGUGAGGGGAGGUGCUGAGAUGGUGAGUGCUGUGAGGGGAGGUGCUGAGAUGGUGAGUGCUGUGAGGGGAGGCGCUGAGAUGGUGAGUGCUGUGAGGGGAGGUGCUGAGAUGGUGAGUGCUGUGAGGGGAGGUGCUGAGAUGGUGAGUGCUGUGAGGGGAGGUGCUGAGAUGGUGAGUGCUGUGAGGGGAGGCGCUGAGAUGGUGAGUGCUGUGAGGGGAGGUGCUGAGAUGGUGAGUGCUGUGAGGGGAGGUGCUGAGAUGGUGAGUGCUGUGAGGGGAGGCGCUGAGAUGGUGAGUGCUGUGAGGGGAGGUGCUGAGAUGGUGAGUGCUGUGAGGGGAGGUGCUGAGAUGGUGAGUGCUGUGAGGGGAGGCGCUGAGAUGGUGAGUGCUGUGAGGGGAGGUGCUGAGAUGGUGAGUGCUGUGAGGGGAGGUGCUGAGAUGGUGAGUGCUGUGAGGGGAGGUGCUGAGAUGGUGAGUGCUGUGAGGGGAGGCGCUGAGAUGGUGAGUGCUGUGAGGGGAGGUGCUGAGAUGGUGAGUGCUGUGAGGGGAGGUGCUGAGAUGGUGAGUGCUGUGAGGGGAGGUGCUGAGAUGGUGAGUGCUGUGAGGGGAGGUGCUGAGAUGGUGAGUGCUGUGAGGGGAGGCGCUGAGAUGGUGAGUGCUGUGAGGGGAGGUGCUGAGAUGGUGAGUGUUGUGAGGGGAGGUGCUGAGAUGGUGAGUGCUGUGAGGGGAGGCGCUGAGAUGGUGAGUGCUGUGAGGGGAGGUGCUGAGAUGGUGAGUGCUGUGAGGGGAGGUGCUGAGAUGGUGAGUGCUGUGAGGGGAGGCGCUGAGAUGGUGAGUGCUGUGAGGGGAGGCGCUGAGAUGGUGAGUGCUGUGAGGGGAGGUGCUGAGAUGGUGAGUGCUGUGAGGGGAGGUGCUGAGAUGGUGAGUGCUGUGAGGGGAGGCGCUGAGAUGGUGAGUGCUGUGAGGGGAGGUGCUGAGAUGGUGAGUGCUGUGAGGGGAGGUGCUGAGAUGGUGAGUGCUGUGAGGGGAGGUGCUGAGAUGGUGAGUGCUGUGAGGGGAGGUGCUGAGAUGGUGAGUGCUGUGAGGGGAGGCGCUGAGAUGGUGAGUGCUGUGAGGGGAGGUGCUGAGAUGGUGAGUGCUGUGAGGGGAGGUGCUGAGAUGGUGAGUGCUGUGAGGGGAGGCGCUGAGAUGGUGAGUGCUGUGAGGGGAGGUGCUGAGAUGGUGAGUGCUGUGAGGGGAGGUGCUGAGAUGGUGAGUGAUGUGAGGGGAGGCGCUGAGAUGGUGAGUGCUGUGAGGGGAGGUGCUGAGAUGGUGAGUGCUGUGAGGGGAGGUGCUGAGAUGGUGAGUGCUGUGAGGGAAGGUGCUGAGAUGGUGAGUGCUGUGAGGGGAGGUGCUGAGAUGGUGAGUGCUGUGAGGGGAGGUGCUGAGAUGGUGAGUGCUGUGAGGGGAGGCGCUGAGAUGGUGAGUGCUGUGAGGGGAGGUGCUGAGAUGGUGAGUGCUGUGAGGGGAGGUGCUGAGAUGGUGAGUGCUGUGAGGGGAGGCGCUGAGAUGGUGAGUGCUGUGAGGGGAGGUGCUGAGAUGGUGAGUGCUGUGAGGGGAGGUGCUGAGAUGGUGAGUGAUGUGAGGGGAGGCGCUGAGAUGGUGAGUGCUGUGAGGGGAGGUGCUGAGAUGGUGAGUGCUGUGAGGGGAGGUGCUGAGAUGUGCGGUGAUGGGAGGGUGAGUGCUGAGAUGGUGAGUGCGGUGAUGGGAGGGUGA
Messenger RNA from Closterium sp. NIES-65, 2283 nucleotides. The record is from the annotation of a GenBank genome assembly. Lineage: Eukaryota; Viridiplantae; Streptophyta; Zygnematophyceae; Desmidiales; Closteriaceae.